This is a messenger RNA of Paracoccidioides lutzii Pb01, 1638 nucleotides long. RefSeq names its product U3 small nucleolar RNA-associated protein. Gene Ontology annotation, molecular function: protein binding. The record is from RefSeq and is a predicted model, not a curated record. Gene Ontology annotation, biological process: maturation of SSU-rRNA from tricistronic rRNA transcript (SSU-rRNA, 5.8S rRNA, LSU-rRNA). Gene Ontology annotation, cellular component: 90S preribosome; small-subunit processome; nucleolus. The coding region runs from base 1 to 1638 and encodes 545 amino acids. The transcript is spliced from 2 exons.
AUGGAGGUUGAAUCCGCCUCCCAAAAAGAGGACGUUGUCCGCCAAUCACACGAGAAAAAUGGCACCGAGUCGCGGGAGGACAAGCAGCGAGUGGCAGAAGCGCGACAAAAAUAUGGGAGAGGGAAGCAGAUUAAUGCGAAGAGUGCCAAGGACAAGAAACUCCGCAGCAACCUGAAAAAUCUGGAGGCGAAAUAUAAAGAUGCAGCGCUGAAAGCGAAAGAUGCGGAAAUUCUUCUGGAAGCCGAAGGUGGUUAUUUGGAACCUGAAGGGGAACUCGAGAAAACAUAUAAAGUGCGACAAAGGGAUAUUAAGGAAAGUGUGGGAAUAGAAACUGCACAGAAAGGCUUUGAACUCAAGCUGGAAGACUUGGGACCGUACACCGCUGAUUAUACGAGAAACGGACGCAAACUUUUAUUGGGAGGCAGGAAGGGACAUGUUGCUACGAUGGACUGGCGGGAUGGGAAGCUGGGCUGUGAAUUACAGCUUGGAGAAACUAUAAGAGAUGCCAAAUGGCUGCAUAACGACCAGUUCUUUGCCGUGGCGCAGAAAAAAUAUGUCUACAUUUACGAUCAUGCUGGUGUUGAGAUACACUGUUUGCAAAAACAUGUUGAAGCCACACACUUGGAAUUUCUUCCGUACCAUUUCCUUCUUGCUAGUGUUGCUACCAGCGGAUACCUUAAAUAUACAGACACCUCCACAGGCCAAUUGGUAGUAGAACUGGCUACCCGUCAAGGCUCCCCAACAUCCCUUUGUCAAAACCCCUAUAACGCCAUUCUACACGUCGGACACCAAAACGGCACCGUCUCCCUCUGGUCUCCCAACUCUUCAACUGCCCUCGUCAAAACCCUCACCCACCGUGGACCCGUCCGAUCAGUGGCAGUCGACCGACAGGGACGAUACAUGGUAUCAACAGGUCAAGAUAUGCGCAUGGCAAUAUGGGAUAUCCGCAUGUUCAAGGAGGUACACAACUAUUCCGUUCCCCAACCCGGCUCAAGCGUCGCCAUCAGUGACCGCGAACUAACCGCUGUCGGCUGGGGUACACAAGUCAGUGUAUGGAAAGGGCUAUUCACGGCUGCAGCUGCAGACCAAGAAAAGGUGCAAAGUCCAUACAUGGCCUGGGGCGGCGAUGGGAAGCGCAUAGAGCGCGUCCGCUGGUGUCCAUAUGACGACAUUCUCGGAGUGUCCCAUGAAAAGGGAUUCUCCAGCUUAAUCGUUCCGGGCAGUGGAGAGCCCAACUUCGACGCCUCCGAAGUCAAUCCAUACGAAACCACCAAGCAGAGACAGGAGGCCGAAGUACGAGGACUACUUACAAAACUGCAGCCGGAGAUGAUCUCGCUCAAUCCGCACUUUGUGGGAAAUAUUGAUAUUGUGAGCGAUGCUGUGCGUAGGAAGGAGCGCGAUCUCGAUAGGAAACCCGAUGAUAUUAUUGAGAGGUUGAAGAACAGGGGUCGUGGGAGGAAUAGUGCGUUGCGCAAGUAUUUGCGCAAGAGGGGAAACAAGAAUGUUAUUGAUGAGAAGCGGCUUAAGGCUGAGGAGCUCCGGAAAGAACGCUCGUCUUGGGCGAAGAAAAAUUUGCAGCGCCAAAAGGCUGCUUUGGGACCUGCCCUUGGGCGCUUUGCGAGAGCGAAAUCUUUGUGA